Messenger RNA from Quercus lobata, 1128 nucleotides. RefSeq names its product monoacylglycerol lipase ABHD6-like. The record is from RefSeq and is a predicted model, not a curated record. The transcript is spliced from 4 exons. Lineage: Eukaryota; Viridiplantae; Streptophyta; Magnoliopsida; Fagales; Fagaceae. The coding region runs from base 45 to 968 and encodes 307 amino acids.
AAGAAGCAAAGACACUUAAAACAGUGAGAGAAAAAGAACUUGAUAUGGUGAACCUUGUGGCUGCACUGAGGCCCACGUUGCAUGGGCUAAUGAAGGUGGCAGGUGUGCAACCCUACAUAGUGGAGAUCGAACCAGGCACGGUCAUGAACUUCUGGGUCCCCCUAGAGACCCUGAAGAAGAAACCCACUAAAAAGGGUUACAAGCCCGUGGUGGUCCUAGUCCACGGCUUCUUCUCUGACGGCAUAAUGACUUGGCUAUUCCAGGUUGUUGCUCUAACCAAAAAAUACUCAGUUUAUAUACCGGACCUCCUCUUCUUCGGUGGCUCUAUCACCGACAAAACCGACAGGUCACCGAGUUUCCAAGCCGAGUGUUUGGUUGCGGGGUUAAGGAAGCUUGGGGUGGAGAGGUGCACUGUGGUUGGGUUUAGCUAUGGUGGGCCGGUAGCGUUUAAAAUGGCUGAGCUGCAUGCAGACUUGGUUGAGGCCGUGGUGGUGUCUGGUUCAGUCAUAGAGAUGACUGACUCCAUCAGUGAUACAAUGCUGCAAAACCUUGGCUACUCUUCGUUUUCGGAGAUGUUGUUGCCUACUUCCGUUAAGGGUUUGAAAGCUCUUCUCUCUGUUGGUGCUCAGAAAAAGUUGUGGUUCCCAAAUCGCCUUCACAAAGACUUCCUUGAGGUGAUGUUCACCAACAGGAAGGAGAGAGGUGAACUCCUAGAAGGCUUAGUCAUUAGCAACAAGGAUACCAAGGUUCCCAAUUUUCCACAGAAGAUACAUCUCUUAUGGGGUGAGAAUGAUCAGAUUUUCAACCUGAAGCUUGCCCAAAACAUGAAAAGGCAACUUCGAGAAAAUGCAUCAUUUCAAGGCAUAUUGAAGGCCGGUCACUUGGUUCACCUCGAACGACCUUGCGUUUACAAUAGGUGUCUGAAGCAAUUCCUUGCCUCCUUGCACGCAAAUAAAGCCCAAAAAUGAUAAUACCAAUAGUAAGUACACAUUAUCUGUACUCUGUGCCAAGCUCAGUGUUAAAGUUCAACGAAGAAUAAUAUAGUUUUAAUUGUUUAACAUUUCAAUAGGUGAAGCUAAGAUUGUUUCAAGAUUUGAAUAAAUUUUGCUUUCAUUUACUUUUUUAUUA